Panicum hallii is the source of this 1929-nucleotide messenger RNA. RefSeq lists its product as uncharacterized. The record is from RefSeq and is a predicted model, not a curated record. The transcript has a single exon. Bases 98 to 1699 code for a protein of 533 amino acids. Lineage: Eukaryota; Viridiplantae; Streptophyta; Magnoliopsida; Poales; Poaceae. Gene Ontology annotation, molecular function: glycosyltransferase activity.
UACGCUUCAGCUGAGCCAUUUAUACCUCUCUCCCUCUCUUUCUCUCCCCGCUCCUCUUCUCGGUGCUCCGAGGCCUCUCUCUCUCUCUCUAGCGACCAUGGUGCAGCAGCAGCAGCACAGAAUCUACAUCUUGCAGUUCAGGAAGGGCGAGCCCGAGCAGGAGGUGGCAUGCAAGGUGUCGCAGGCCAAGGGCGCCGGCGCCCGCCGGGUCAUGUACUACUACCAGGACUACGGCGGCGGCGGCGGCGGCGGCGGCAAGAGCGGCAAGACGGUGCAGUCCAGGGCGCUCAGCCUGCGGCGCAUCUUGGCCAUGCUCCUGCUCUCCUUGCUCUGCGUCGGCACGCUGUUCGUGGCGCCAGUGUCCUUCCUCUCCUUCGUGCACACCGACGACGGCGGGGCGGAGGCGGCGGCAGCCACGGCGGCGCGGGGAGGGGUGUCCGGGCCGUGCUCGGCCGUGGGCAACGAUAGCCUCUGCUGCGACCGCUCGUCGGAGCGCGCGGACAUCUGCUUCGCGAGGGGCGAUUUGCGCAUGCACUCGGCGAGCGCGUCGUUCCAGCUCGUGUCCGGCAACUCGACGGCGGAGGAGAGGAUACGGCCGUACACACGCAAGUGGGAGGCCAACGUCAUGGCGACGAUCGACGAGGUGCGCCUGCGCCGGGUCUCCCCCGGCGACGCCGCGCGGUGCGACGUGCGCCACGACGUGCCGGCCGUCCUGUUCUCCACCGGCGGGUACACGGGCAACGUGUACCACGAGUUCAACGACGGCAUCCUGCCGCUGUUCGUCACGGCGAACCACCUCCGGCGCCGCGUGGUGUUCGUGAUCCUCGAGUACCACGACUGGUGGAUCACCAAGUACGGCGACGUCGUGACCCAGCUCUCGGCGUUCCCGCCGAUCGACUUCACCGCCGACCGCCGCGUCCACUGCUUCCCCGAGGUGAUCGCCGGCCUCCGCAUCCACGGCGAGCUGACCGUUGACCCAGCGAAGACGCCCGAGGGCAAGAGCAUCGGAGACUUCCGCAGGCUCCUCGACGACGCCUACCGCGGCCGCAUCGAGUUCCUGAAUCGCCUGGAGCGACGCACCGCUCGCAAGCGCCACCGCCGCGGCACCGUCCCCCGCGCGCAGCUCGCGCCGCCGAGGCACACCUCCCACCAGGACAGGCCGAGGCUGGUGAUCGUGUCGCGGAUCGGCUCCCGCGUGAUCGAGAACGAGGCGGACGUGGCGGCGCUGGCCGCGGACGUGGGCUUCGACGUGCGCGUGAUCCGCCCCGACCGCACCACCGAGCUGUGCAAGAUAUACCGGGAGCUCAACGCCAGCGACGCCAUGGUGGGUGUGCACGGCGCGGCCAUGACGCACUUCCUCUUCAUGCGCCCCGGCAAGGUGUUCAUCCAGGUGGUGCCCCUCGGCACGGACUGGGCCGCCGGCGCCUACUACGGCGAGCCGGCGGCGCGGCUCGGCCUGCGGUACGUCGGCUACAAGAUCCUCCCCGAGGAGAGCUCGCUUUCCCGCGAGUACCCCACCGGCGACCCCGUUCUGACGGACCCCGCCGGCGUCGCGCAGCGCGGCUGGGACGUGACCAAGAAGGUGUACCUGGACCGCCAGAACGUCCGGCUGGACCUGGCGCGCUUCAGGGAGGAGCUCGUCAGGGCUCACCGGUACCUGGCCGCCGGCAGGCAGCGGCGGCCGAGAGCAUCCGUGUGAUGUGAUCAAACAGUUUGACCGGCUUAAUUAACCAACAAACAGCUGAAUGGACAUCACCUGCUAUAGUUUUUUCACCUUCUCUUUCCCCCCUUUUGGUUCUACUGACUUGACCUGACAAUUCUUUGCAUUAGUUUUGUGUCUGUCCUGUACCUGUGAUCCAUGGAAAAUUUACAGUCUGAGCUUGCUGUGCAUACAUACUCAAUAAAGAUUCAAUUACAGUGGAUAUACAA